CCGCCCCCCCCAAGUCGUUUCCCCCACCCCCCUCGCCCCUCCCUCCUGGGGGGGCUGGCGUGCUCCGUUGCUGCCCCUCUCUGCUGCCGCCGCCACCGGGAGGCAAGAUGAAUGGAAGGACUGAUUUUGGGACAGAGCAGAAUGCAGAAGUCUCACCACCACUCCCCAACAUUGGAAUGGAUUACAUACCAACAGAAGAAGAAAGAAAAGUCUUUGCUGAAUGUAAUCGAGAGAGCUUUUGGUACAGAUCUGUUCCCUUUUCUGCAACUAGUGUGUUGGUUACUCAGGGAUUAAUUACUAAAGGAAUUCUUUCCAGUCAUCCCAAAUAUGGUUCUAUCCCUAAAAUUGCAUUUGCUUGCAUAAUGGGAUAUUUUGCUGGAAAAAUUUCCUAUGUGAAAACUUGCCAAGAGAAGUUUAAACGACUUGAAAAUUCUCCUCUUGGAGAAGUUCUGCGAAUGGGACCAGCACGUCGAUUUGCAUCACCUGGGUAUUUUUCACAAAAGUCAGAAUUUGAUUCAAAAAUGCCUCCACAGUCAUCUUUUGGAACAUCUCCAACUUCUGAAAGCAGUGCAAAAGAAAGUGCUUUUCCUCCUUAUGAACCAGUCCCCUUCAGUGCUUCCAUGAAUGAAUCCUCUCCUACUGGUAUUACUGAUUAUAAUGCCCAAGGACCUGAUACAAUUGUGGAAGAAAGUCCUAAGAGAAAAGUUGUUACAUAUGAAGAAUUAAGGAAUAAGAACAGAGAAACAUAUGAAGUAACCUUGUCACAAAAAGGUGAUACCCCACUUCGGUCUGUGCAAGAAAGAGCACCAAAAAAACAAGGGAAAGUAAACCAAUAUGGAGAUACUUGGGAUGAGUGAAAAAAAUUGUCAUCUACUGAAGAGCGUUUGCGUUGAGUCUACUGAAGAGAAUUUCAGCUAACCAGCGUCAUCUAGAUGGUCAUGAGCAUCUGCAGGAAAGUGCAGAAGCAGCUUCCAUAAGCAUAUUCAAAAGAAGAAACUUGGGUUUUUAGUAGUGUGGCUUAACAGAAGGUUUAAAAUUAAUUAUGGACUUUAAGGUUAAUAUUGUAUCAGUGUACAUACACUGCUUGGGAAACCAGAUGAAUGAAGGUACUGGACUGUGAUUUUAUAAUUUAUAAAAUCGUUUAUAAAAAUUGGUUAAACUACUCUUAAAGUAUCGUCAAAAGACUCUGAUGCACUGAAAUGGGCAUAGACAGAUCAAGUACUAUAUGUGUGUUUGUGCACAUAUGGGCAAAGCAACCAAAACUUUUAAGUAUUAAAACCCCAUGUGAGAGAUUUGCUUUUUUUUUCCCAAAAAAGAUUUGCCAUGUCUUCAUGUAUAUCUUGUCAAUUAAAGUUGGAAACAAUAUGCAACUAUUCCUGUAUUUAUUGAAUAUGUGGUUUCUGUCUUUCUAGCUUGUAAUGAACUUGUGAACAUGUUACAAGUAGAGUUGAGUCAGGAUAAGAAAGAGAAAUUCUGGUCAUCUGUUUUAAUAAAAAAAAAAAAAAAACACUAAAUUUGGGAUAAGGGAACUGGACUGAAAUGCCAGCUGGAUCUCUUAUAUGACCUUGGGAAGGGCCUCAUUUUCCUUAUCCAUAAAAUAAAGGGUUUGAGUAGAUGAGCUCUAAGCUACCUCCUUUGAUCUCAGAACAUUUUUAAAAUAAUUUUAAGAAUAAAUGUGACUCAUCAUCAGAUGACUGCUCUGACAAAUUGAUUUUCAGUGUAUUGGAAGGAAAUGGCUACAAGAAAAGGCCCAAGCAAGCAUAUUUCAAAAAUAAAACCCUCUAUGUGUGGUACAGAUCCUUUGGGAACAAUAAUUGGACACACUCCUUCUUUGCUGUAAACUCAAUUUGUGAUCCUGUUUUGGGGCAGAUAAAAAUGUGCUUAUGGUUUUACCACAUCCUAUUGUUGAUCAUGGAUAACUACCACUUAAGAGGGAACAACUUUUGGCUUUUGCAUAAAUGUUCCAGUAGAAAUGAUAAUAAAGAAGCUGACGUGUUGUGGCAAAACUUAA
Messenger RNA from Sarcophilus harrisii (Tasmanian devil), 2011 nucleotides. RefSeq names its product OCIA domain containing 1 (gene OCIAD1). The transcript has 9 exons. The record is from RefSeq and is a predicted model, not a curated record. The coding region runs from base 108 to 857 and encodes 249 amino acids. Gene Ontology annotation, cellular component: endosome. NCBI's taxonomy places the organism in Eukaryota, Metazoa, Chordata, Mammalia, Dasyuromorphia, Dasyuridae.